Penicillium salamii is the source of this 483-nucleotide messenger RNA. The record is from the annotation of a GenBank genome assembly. NCBI's taxonomy places the organism in Eukaryota, Fungi, Ascomycota, Eurotiomycetes, Eurotiales, Aspergillaceae.
AUGGUCGAUUUGCUUCUGAGUCAUUUGUGUGUUAAUGUGAACUGCAUAGACAAAGAUGGGAAUACGUUUCUUUGGUUUUCUAUUUACUCGUCUUACUAUGAGAUAAUCGAAAGGUUGUUGUCUGAGAAAGGCAUUGAUGUUAAUCAUAUUGGGGGCUGUGGGAGAUUCGAAAUGUUGUCUACAUCUCUAUACUAUGCUAUCGAUUUGAAUCUUUGUGUUGCAGGUUAUUCUCCAAUCUCUAUUGUUGCAUUUUGUGGAUGUGUGAGUACGGUUGUUUGUCUGUUGAGUAUGGGGAGUUUUGAGAUCAAUGGGAGGGGUUUUAUAGAUCUGCUAAUCUGUCAAGCGGCUGUAUACGGCCAUUAUGAUGUGGUCAGGCUAUUUGUACAACAAGGCACAUGUCUGAAUAUUAAUGAAAGCACAAUUGUAUCUUACGAUACUGUCUUUUGUAUUGCUGCUUGUGGUGGUGACUUGGAGAUUGUCUAG